Emys orbicularis (European pond turtle) is the source of this 2292-nucleotide messenger RNA. RefSeq names its product golgi associated, gamma adaptin ear containing, ARF binding protein 3 (gene GGA3). NCBI's taxonomy places the organism in Eukaryota, Metazoa, Chordata, Testudines, Emydidae. Gene Ontology annotation, molecular function: small GTPase binding; ubiquitin binding; phosphatidylinositol binding. Bases 19 to 2292 code for a protein of 757 amino acids. Gene Ontology annotation, biological process: intracellular protein transport; protein localization to cell surface; Golgi to plasma membrane transport. The record is from RefSeq and is a predicted model, not a curated record. Gene Ontology annotation, cellular component: trans-Golgi network. The transcript is spliced from 17 exons.
UCGGGCCCGGCCGGCAACAUGGCGGAGGCGGAAGGGGAGAGUCUGGAGUCCUGGCUCAAUAAAGCCACCAACCCGUCUAACAGGCAAGAAGAUUGGGAGUACAUCAUUGGGUUCUGUGACCAGAUCAACAAAGAACUUGAAGGUCCACAGAUAGCUGUGAGACUACUGGCUCAUAAAAUCCAGUCACCUCAGGAAUGGGAGGCAGUCCAGGCCUUGACAGUGCUGGAAGCUUGUAUGAAGAACUGUGGGAGAAGAUUUCAUAAUGAAGUAGGGAAGUUUCGGUUUUUAAACGAGUUAAUAAAAGUUGUGUCUCCAAAGUACCUGGGAGACAGAGUCUCAGAGAAGGUGAAAACCAAAGUUAUUGAGUUGCUGUACAGCUGGACAGUAGCACUGCCAGAGGAAUCCAAAAUCAAAGAUGCCUACUACAUGCUGAAGAGACAAGGUAUUGUUAUGUGUGACCCUGUAAUUCCAGUGGAUAGAACCCUGAUCCCCUCUCCACCACCUCGCCCCAAAAACCCUGUGUUUGAUGAUGAGGAGAAAUCCAAGCUUUUAGCCAAACUGUUAAAAAGCAAAAACCCAGAUGACUUACAAGAGGCGAACAAGCUUAUUAAAUCAAUGGUAAAAGAGGAUGAGGCUCGGAUCCAGAAGGUGACAAAACGCAUGCACACCUUAGAGGAAGUGAAUAACAACGUGAAGCUGCUGAAUGAGAUGCUGGUUCACUACAGCAAAGAGGACUCGUCAGAGGCUGAUAAGGAGCUCAUGAAGGAGCUCUACGAAAGGUGUGAAACCAAAAGACGGACAUUAUUCAAACUGGCCAGUGAAACAGAGGAUAACGACAGCAGUUUGGGGGAUAUUCUGCAGGCCAGUGACAAUUUAUCCCGGAUAAUAAAUUCCUAUAAAAAAAUAAUCGAGGGUCAAGUCAUCAAUGGUGAAGUGGAUAUCCCGACACUGUCUGCAACAGAAGGGAGCGAUCCCACCAGUAAUCUCAGUGCGCUCAUUGACCUUGCUGGCAUGGACGUCUCCAGCACACCACCACCACCAAUGCCACUUGCAACACUAACGCCAGCACCAGCGCUAGUGCCGACACAAGCUUCAUCAGAAAUCCCCAUCCUCCCACCUCCUCCCCAAAAGUUUGGUCACUCACGGAGCCGGUCCUCCAGCCAAGUAGAAGCUCCUCUGACUCAUCAGAGCAGCACGGCCAAUUCCCUCUUCUUGCUGGAUGAGGAGCUGCUGUGUUUAGGCUUGAAUGACCCAGCCCCCAGUGCAGUGAAAGAGUCAAUUGAAAACAACCAGUGGAAUAUGUUCCAGAAUGACCAGAUGGACCUGGACUUCUUUAGUCCGAACCUGGUGACUGUCGCCUGCAAUACUGCAGUGAACCCUCUUCUUCAUCACACGUCACAGUCUGUGUGUGGAACAUCAGCGCCUCUGCCUUCCACUUUCACAGCCUCUCAGACUGUUUCUAAUAUCCCUGCACCUAAUACAGCCCCGUUCUUGUUCUCUGCUGGACCAGCAGCCCCUCUGGGCCCGCCGAAGGCUAUGCCAGCUACCCCCCGGUACCUCAGUUCAGCCAUGGGAGGCAAUGCUUUGCAUAAUAUGGAUGCACUGGGACAUCUUCUUGAAGAGGCCAAAGGGACUUCAGCCCAAGUGAAGUCAGCGCCCUCGGUAUUCCACCCUGGGGUUACCUUGCCAGCCACUGUCACCUCUGCCCCUUUAAUAUCCACCACAGGAUUGCCAGUUGCUGCUCCAGUGGCCUCUACUGUUCCUUUUCCAAGCAGCUGCACGGCUGGUUCCGGAAGCCCUCUCUACCAGCCAGCUUCAUUCCAACAGCAGGGCAGCCCUCUGAAAGGGCCUGACGCUUCUUUGGCCAAUGUCCAUGUUCCACUGGAAUCCAUUAAACCCAGCCGUGCUCUUCCUGUGACAGCCUACGACAAGAACGGGUUCAGGAUCCUCUUACACUUUGCCAAGGAGUGCCCACCGGGGAGGUCAGACGUGCUGGUUGUGGUGGUGUCCAUGUUAAACACAGCACCUCUUCCUGUGAAGAACAUUGUACUGCAGGCUGCAGUACCAAAGUCCAUGAAAGUGAAGUUGCAGCCACCCUCGGGUACAGAACUUUCUCCAUUCAACCCCAUCCAGGCACCCGCUGCCAUCACCCAAGUCAUGCUGCUGGCAAAUCCUGUGAAGGAGAAGGUGAGGCUGAGGUACAGACUGACUUUCACUUUGGGAGACCAGCCCAGCACAGAGGUUGGGGAAGUGGAUCAGUUUCCCCCAGUAGAUCAGUGGGGUAAUCUAUGA